Acyrthosiphon pisum (pea aphid) is the source of this 368-nucleotide messenger RNA. RefSeq lists its product as uncharacterized. The record is from RefSeq and is a predicted model, not a curated record. The transcript has 2 exons. Bases 54 to 368 code for a protein of 104 amino acids. Lineage: Eukaryota; Metazoa; Arthropoda; Insecta; Hemiptera; Aphididae.
UACAUUUUGAAUUUUUAUAUGAAUAAAUAAUAACUAAAUUAAAAAAUAUUAAAAUGAAUAACUUGCAAAUGCAAAUAUUUCAAGAUUUUGUUCUAACAAAAAAUCAAACCGGAAAUAACAUUAUACGUGCGUUUACUCAUAAAAAAAAAAUACUACAUGAUGUAUUAGUAUCUAAUGUACUUGAUGAUGAUGAUGAUGAUGAUGACGAUAUACUCCUUAAUUAUCGACAGACAAAGAGCAAAAUUUUAAACUUUGUAGAGACCACUGUAGUGUCAUUCUCAGAUUGUGAGUUCAAAGCACAUUUUCGGUUGAGUAGAACUACCAUUGAGGUAAACAGUUUGAAAAUAUUUAAGCAAUUGUUGGUAUAA